UCCUAUUGGAGAAAGGCCUUUAGGGUACAGCCACACGAACUUAUGUAUGCAUGAUGCAUGCAUGCAGAAACAUUUGACUGUUCACACCUCAAUUUUCCGCUUUCGAAAAAUCAUUUUUCUGGCGGGAUAUUUAAAAUUGAUUAAAAUUUAAAAAUAACGUAUUACUAAUUAUUACAAUAAAAAAUGAAAAAAAAUUAAACGUUUAUUAUAAGGAAUUAAUUGUAAAUAAAUUUCUCUUAAUUUGUGGCAUAUUUUAAAUACACUGGAGCUUCACUUAUUUUCAGUCUCACUUAUUUUCAGUUAAAAGGUUCUCCGUGCGUUCUCAUUGGUUGAUGUUAAAGAAUCCACCAAUCAAAUCAACUCGAAUGUUACGUUUCAGAGUGAAAAUAAGUGCGACUUUGCCUUUCAGUUUGUUUGGACUUAGUGAAAAUAGGUUUUUUUUUUCGCUAGCUACACUUUCUACACUAUGUACAAAAGUGUACACUACGGCGUUCUCGUUACCAGAAGUGACGCAAUAGUGUACACUAAACAUACACAUUUGACGCGACAGAAAAAAAGUUGCCAUUUUAAAAUGCAUGUAAUGAAUUGCGUUUGCAUUAUAGGCAUAAGACAACAUGUCUAUUGCUAAAAGCUCCACUAAUUUCUUUUACUUUUAAAAACUUAUUAAAAAAAGAUAUUUUAAAAUUAUUAUUAAAUAUUUUAUGAACAUAAAGGAAUGAUAUAUUUCUUUGUGACUUUUAAUUUAUAAAAUUAAAUUAAUAUGCAAUUCUUAUUUUGGUAUGCAGUUUACAAUCAACAUAGAGUCAAUCGGCUUUGCACGAUGCACAAUUUUAUCAUGUCAGAUAGAAAACAAAUUAGUCGAAAUAGAUGUUCCUGAAAUCUUUCAACAUUACUUAAAAUCAGUUACAACAAAACCUGAAAUUAUAGAAACUGCAAAAGCAUCAUGCAGCAGAGAAAGCGGUCCAUUUCAAUGGACAGAUGCAUCGACAAAGUUGUUUUUAACUUUGUACAAAGAAAAAAAAAUUUAGUUUCCCAAAGGAAAUUAAAAACUUUAAAACAUAUGUGGAAAUUAAUUAGCGAAGAAAUGGCCAUCCACAAUUAUCAUAUUACGGCAACACAAGCCGAAAAUAAAAUGAAGACGAUGGAUACAGCGUAUAAAAAUAUGAUAAGUAAUAAUAAAAGAACAGGGAGGGGAAGAGCAACGUGCAACUUCGAGGAUGAUUUAAAUGAUAUCCUGGGGAAGAAACACAAUAUUGUACCUCUGGUGAUUUCCUCUUCCAGCGGUUUGACUGUACGCAAAAAUGAUAACGAGGAAUCAGCAACGCCAACUUCAAUAUCUCUCCCUUUGAUGAUUCCUGAGCCCGAGGAGGAAGAUUCCCAUGAAAGUGAAAAAAAAAGAAUAAAAAAAAUAUCAAAAACUAUAAAAAGUGAUGAAAUUCUUGAAACCGUUCUUCAAGAAAUAAAAAUAAAUCGGAGAAGUCGAGAAGAGUAUCAAGAGAGGAUGAUGGGAGAGUUCCAGAAUUUUAUGGAAAAUACCAUAGAACACAGGGAGAAGAUGAAGCACAUUGCCGAAAAAAGUUAGGAAUUCUUGAGGAUUUAAAAAAGAUCCUUACAGAAAAAUUAGAUAUAAUUUAAAAAAUUGUUGUAAGUUG
This is a messenger RNA of Leptopilina heterotoma, 1652 nucleotides long. RefSeq lists its product as uncharacterized. Lineage: Eukaryota; Metazoa; Arthropoda; Insecta; Hymenoptera; Figitidae. The transcript has 4 exons. Bases 944 to 1582 code for a protein of 212 amino acids. The record is from RefSeq and is a predicted model, not a curated record.